Molecule: messenger RNA, 3918 nt
Organism: Cyphellophora attinorum
Lineage: Eukaryota; Fungi; Ascomycota; Eurotiomycetes; Chaetothyriales; Cyphellophoraceae
Product: Rho1 guanine nucleotide exchange factor 1
Exons: 2
Coding region: 1-3918 (1305 amino acids)
Biological process (GO): intracellular signal transduction
Molecular function (GO): guanyl-nucleotide exchange factor activity
Source: RefSeq, a predicted model, not a curated record
AUGGCAGACUAUAGUUCCGCAGACCGAUAUUAUGGUGGCAGACAACCUGGCUAUCCUCAGCGCCAGCCCCCGCAGCGCGAUGCUGCUUUCCAGAACAUCUUUGGCGGUGCGCCGCCGCCGGGACGAUCGCAAACAAUGACAAGUGAUACUCAGUACUUGAUCGAUCAACAGCAACAGCAGCAGUCGCAUCCGCGGUUGCAGAGCUUGACAUCGUCAGGCUAUCACCCGGACCGACCGCCGCCACAUCGUGUUGUGCAACCAAGUUAUGAUCGCACCAAUGGUUCGGCACCAGGUCCACCUGGGCCAUAUAUGUCGAACGGCAUGAGUGGUACGGGGGCUGGAAGGAUGCCGCCACCUGUAAAUCCGCCUUAUAUGGGUCGACCACCAUACCCUCCGCCGCAGGGCAUGGCACCCGGUCCUGGAGGUCCUAUGCCGCCAUACCAGCGAAAGCCGGUUCCAAAUAGGAUGCCACCUCCUGCAAUGAACAAUGACUCCUAUCGAUCACGGUCAAUGGUCCAGGGUGCGCCUGCAGGGCCGCCGCAAUUCUCACGACCGCCGCAACCAAUGCAAGGCACUGCUGGUGCUUUUCGUCAGCAACCUUACCAGAGUAUGGGUCCUAGGACAACUUCACAAGGAAGGGCUAUUCCAGAUCGAUCCUCAGACAGAGCAAUGACCAUGGGCAGCUAUUCGAGUGGUGCUGAUGGUGAUCAUGUUGCGCAAUUGACUAGCGGCAGAAUCGUGCCCGGGCGACGGCGUGAGUCAGGCUCGGAUCCCUUUUCGGACCAUCAUACCCCACUCAUCGAGAAACAAUCCUACAACAGCCCGACUUCUGUCACUUCCACAAACUCGACAAACAGUCUGCCAGUUCGUCGUCCUCCAAGCAAUGGUAGCAGUACUUUGAAUACUCCUGGCAGAAGUGUUUCCGCUGCUUCUGCCGCAUCUGGCGCGUCUGCUUACUCAAAUCCUUUCAGCGAUUCAAACACUCUCACCAAUGGUCAAGAUCCAAGCCGCGCAGACAGCAUGAGGUCCAACCGCCCGACAAUGGGAGCGGCACAUUCGAGCCAGAUGAGCGGCGGCAGCGACGCCAUGGUACGAGUUGCACCUGUCGCUCAACGUCGCUCACCUUUGGUCUAUCCUGCACUCUUGUCGCGAGUCGCCGAAGCCUUCCAAGAACGAAUUCCUCUUGGCCCUCGCACCAAGAACGAUCUCGAGUACAAGAGUGCCUUCACUGGUGCGGAAGCCGUUGACCUGAUCGCGUAUAUCAUCAAGACUACCGAUCGCAACCUGGCGCUUCUGCUUGGACGUGCUCUGGAUGCGCAGAAGUUCUUCCACGAUGUCACAUACGAGCACCGUCUACGAGACGCCCAAGGCGAGGUCUACCAAUUCAAGGAGACCAUUGGAGAUGACAACACCUCGAAGACUGGCACUGUAGAUGGCGUGUUCACUCUGCUCACCGAGUGCUACUCUCCUACCUGCACAAAAGACCAGCUAUGCUAUUCGAUCGCCUGUCCAAGACGCCUCGAGCAACAAGCUCGACUCAACAUGAAGCCUCAGCCGGGUCUACGACACAGCGCCUCAAAAAGCAGUCUCCACGACGAAGACCAAGAGCAGAAGCUUUGGAUCAACAGUGUGCCGAAAGAGGUCGCCGACAAGAUAGACGACAAAGAGAAGAAGCGACAAGAAGUCAUUUCAGAACUCAUGUACACUGAGCGCGACUUCGUCAAAGAUUUGGAGUACCUGCGAGAUUUCUGGAUACGGCCAUUGCGGGGAUUGAGUGCCACAGUCAUGUCACCUAUCCGCGAGGAGAAGCGAGAGAAGUUUGUCCGCACUGUCUUUGGCAACUCACAAGAAGUCUUGGCUAUCAAUUCGAAGUUCGCGGAUGAGCUAUCAAAGAGACAGAAGGAGCAGCAUGUUGUCAACCAUGUUGGUGAUGUGUUCCUUCGAUGGGUUCCACAAUUCGACCCCUUCAUCAAAUAUGGUGCCAAUCAGAUGUACGGCAAGUACGAGUUCGAGCGAGAAAAGAGCACAAACCCCGCAUUCUCGAGAUUCGUUGACGAGACCGAGCGUCUCAAGGAGUCUCGCAAAUUGGAGCUGAACGGCUAUCUGACCAAGCCUACGACUCGUCUAGCUCGAUACCCGCUUCUCCUCGAGGGCAUCCUGAAGUACACCAAGGAUGAUAACCCAGACAAGAAGGACAUUCCAUUGGCUAUCGGUAUCAUCCGCGACUUCCUUGCAAAGGUCAACGCCGAGAGUGGCAAGGCCGAGAAUCACUUCAACUUGUUGCAGCUCAGCCAGCAACUCAAAUGGAAUCCUGGCGAGUAUACCGACCUCAAGCUGACCGAAGACAAUCGUGUCAUUCUUACGAAAAUGAGCUUCAAGAAGACUCCUGGAGACUCGGCCGAAGUCAUCGUAUAUCUGUUCGAUCAUGCAGUUCUCAUGUGCCGAAACAAGAUGGUCAGCAAGCGCGAAGAGCUACGAGUCUAUCGCAAGCCUAUUCCGCUCGAGCUGUUGAUGAUCGCUGAGAUGGGAGAGGUCAUUCCUCGGCUUGGGAUAGCUAAGCGUCCUUCGUCAGGUCUUUUGCCAGGUGUCAAAGCGCCGCCCGCGGGUCAAAAGGAGGUGUAUCCUAUCACAUUCAAGCAUCUUGGGAAGGGCGCAUACGAGCUUCAACUUUAUGCUCCGUCCGUCACUCAGCGAAAGAAGUUCAUCGAGAUGGUCGAGGAGCAGCAGACCAAGUUGCGACAGCGAAGCAGCAAUUUCUACACCAAGACCAUCCUAUGCGAGAACUUCUUUAACUCACAGAACCGCGUUAACUGCCUGGUCCCUACUGAUGGUGGUCGCAAAUUGGUCUACGGAUCCGACAAUGGUGUCUACACUGCUGAUCGCUGGCCAAAGGACAAGUCUGUGAAGCCCAAGCGGAUCCUGGACGCCCCACAAGUCUCACAGAUCGAGACGCUCGAAGAGUAUCGCCUUCUCCUGGUCCUAUCGAACAAGAACCUCCAAUCAUACCCCUUCGAAGCUCUCGACCCACAGAACCAGAACAGCAUGGCCAUCCGCCCGAGGAAGAUCCAAGGACACUCCAACUUCUUCAAAGCCGGCAUCGGUCUCGGCCGCCACCUGGUCUGCACCGUCAAGACGUCCGCCCUCUCCACGACGAUCAAAGUCUACGAGCCAAUCAACAACAACGCCGAAGGCAAAAAGAAGCCCGCCCUUUCAAAAAUGUUCGCCAGCGGCCAGGAAACCCUGAAACCCUUCAAGGUAACUAGAUUCUUCUCCUCCUCCAGCCGCAAACCCUACACUAAGCAAGCUCCCGCUUCUGACACCGUCCCCUUGACCCUGAGUGACACUCCCAACUCCCCCAUGCCACAAGACCCAUAUGGAAAUACCCCCGUACUCACAUUCAUGCCCCACCAGGAAUUCUACAUUCCCUCCGAGUCCUCCUCCGUCCACUACCUCCGCUCCACCCUCUGCGUCGGCUGCGCCCGCGGCUUCGAAGUCGUCUCCCUCGAAACCACCGAGCGCCAAUCCCUUUUGGACCAAGCCGACACGUCCCUCGAUUUCGUCACCCGCAAGGAAAACGUCAAGCCCAUCCACAUUGAGCGCCUCAACGGAGAAUUUCUUCUCAAUUACUCUGAUUUCAGCUUCUUCGUGAAUCGGAAUGGAUGGCGGGCACGACAGGACUGGAAGAUUGUGUGGGAGGGAACGCCGCAGAGCUUCGCGCUGAAUUAUCCGUACAUACUGGCGUUUGAGCCGAGUUUUAUUGAGAUAAGGCAUAUUGAGACGAGCGAGUUGUGUCAUAUUAUCACGGGGAGGAAUGUUAGGAUGUUGCAUAGUAGUACGCGGGAGAUUCUCUAUGCGUACGAAGACGACAAUGGAGAGGACGUGAUUGCCAGUCUGGACUUCUGGCAGCAGGCGCCUUGA